UCUCUUUUCCUCUGAUGUCCCCAAAGGGUCUUCUUCUUCUUCUUCGUCUCUGCUCUUCACUUUCAAUUGUAACCUCUUCGUCUUCUUCGCCGUCUCUGGUAACAACUCCGGCGAGUCUUUUUUUUUUUUUUUUUUACUUUGAUGUGAAUUUGCGAGAUUUACUGUUUAAUUCAUGAUAACAAUUUUAGAUUUUUGAUCGGAUGUGAAAUUCAGAGUUUUUCAUAACAAACGAGAAACAAAACAAAAAUCUAUUUUUCUUUCUUCUAUUGUUUCGGAAUCUAUGGGUGAAGCAAGCAGACAACAAAGGGCAUGGAACAGAGAAAUGACGGUUACGACAAAUCUUUCUUUAGACAUAGACAAAUACCCGAGAGAUCUGUUACGAGGUUUCAUGUCUGAAAACGGCGGUGGAAGAGCCUUUCACGGCGGAGAAUUAGGCUGCGAUGAUGAGAGUGCCAUUGAGCUGAAUCUUGGGUUGUCUUUAGGAGGUCGAUUCGGAGUAGACAAGACUCCGAGGAAGCUGAAACGAUCUUCUUCUGUUUUGGACACUGUACCAUUCAACGAUUCAACGGUGGCUGAGCCUGAGAAUUACACGGUGGGUUUAGAGAGAACGACGUCGUUACCGGCGGAGAUGGAAGAGGAAUGGAGGAAAAGGAAAGAGAUGCAAUCUCAGAGAAUGGAAGCUAAGAGAAGGAGAUGUGAGAAACAGAGUUUCAGAGUUGGGAAUUCUGAUGACCAAACGGUGUCGUUUGAGAAUGAGAGAUGGGUUACUGCGAGUAAAAGUGGCUUCUUGCAGAGACAUUUGGUUUCUUCUAAUAGACAAGUGUGUGGUGUUGAUUCCGAUGGAGGAGGUGGAACAGGAGGAGGUAGCUCAUCGAGCUUGUCGGAACUAGACAACAAGAAUCAGCAAGGAUCAUCUAACAGCUGCAAUGAUGAAAGAAGCCCGAAGAUCGUGGCAGGAUGUUCUUCGAACAGCGGAAGCCAGGGAACAGAGAAACCGAGUGUGACUAGAGCCGACAAAGUGAAUGAGAAUGAGAAAGGAGUGAGAAAAGAGGACUCGGUGGAUAGGAAAGGAAAAGGGAUGGCUACGUCUACUGGUUUGGUUGACAUGCCUUGUGUGUUUACGAAAGGGGAUGGGCCAAACGGAAGACGGGUUGACGGGAUUUUGUACAAGUAUGGAAAAGGAGAGGAAGUGAGGAUAAUGUGCAUUUGCCACGGUAGUUUCUUGACACCAGCUGAGUUUGUUAAACACGGUGGCGGAGGAGAUGUGGAUCGUCCUCUACGGCAUAUCGUUGUCAACACUUCUUCUUCGACCUUUUAAAUAGAAGAAUCGGUAAAGAAACCAGAGGUCUUUUGUUCUUUGUUUCAUUUUUCUUGUUGUUUUAUCUUUUAAAUCUCUAGUUUUUGGCUAUAAAAAUGAAUGCCAAAUCUCAAUCUUGAUGAAGAUCAAGAUUCUCUUGUUUUAGGUCUAUUACUUGUGAGUUGUGAACAUGAAAGUAUCAUCAUCAAAUGAUUCUUUCUCAA
Molecule: messenger RNA, 1521 nt
Organism: Arabidopsis lyrata subsp. lyrata
Lineage: Eukaryota; Viridiplantae; Streptophyta; Magnoliopsida; Brassicales; Brassicaceae
Product: ninja-family protein AFP2
Biological process (GO): negative regulation of DNA-templated transcription; response to abscisic acid; signal transduction
Cellular component (GO): nucleus
Source: RefSeq, a predicted model, not a curated record